AUGUGCCCUGAAUACCAUGCAGUCUCCCAACCUAUCACAAUGGUUCCCCGGAGAUCGGGCAGUUUUCCGGGAAACGAAGCGGCGAACAACAUUUUAUCACCACGCUCCGAAACUGGGGGCCUUGGCGUUAAAAUGGUCGAAUACGUGUUGGGCACUUCCCCGACGAACAAGGACUUAGAAGGUAGAAUGCGGGGUUUGGUAAUGAACUCUGCUGAUUCAGAUAAAAAAGAUAAGGAAAAAGCUCCAAACUCCCCCUACGACUCAAAUAAAAAAGAUAUGGAAAAUGGUAACGCUGUAAAUGUACAAGCCAAUGGAAUUGUUCAGAAUGGACUGUGUGACGAUGACAAAGGGUUCAACCGGACGCCUGGCAGUCGUCAGCCCUCGCCUUCAGACGAGGACAUAAACAAAAAUAAUGGAGGCAUGGUGGGCGGAGGUGGUGGCGGGCCCAUGAAGGGCCACCCCCAGGAGAACCACAACGGGCCGGAGAACCACAUGAACCACACGCUGCAGCAGCUCAACCACCACCACCAGAUGAACGCACACCACGCCAUGAGCCAGCACCCGCACCACCUCAACGCCGUGCAGCAGCACCUCACCGUCAACAUGAGCCUGCAGCAGCAGGCGCAGCAGGCCGCCCAGCAGCAGGCGCAGCAGGUGGCGCAGCAGCAGGCGCAGCAGCAGGCCCAGCAGCAGGCCGCCCAACAGCAGCAGGUGCAGCAGCAGCAACAGCAACAACAGCAACAACAGCAGCAGCAACAGCAAAUGCACAACCACCUCAACAUGGAGAGCAUGAACGAGCACUUCCAGCACGUCAUGACCCUGGACCCCGCGCAGACGAUGGCGCAGGCGCAAGCCUUUGAGGCCGGAUACCACCAGGGCCCUGGGCCGACGGCGGCGGCCCCUCCGGGGGCCAUGCUGGCCCAGCAGCAGAACGCGGCCGGCGGUCCCGGCGCGCAGGGCAUGGACUCUCCCGGCGUCCUGCCGCCCAACUUCGACAUACAGGUGAGUGUCCCUGUCCCCGUCGUGCCCAUAAUAUAUCGUCCAGCUUGCC
Frankliniella occidentalis (western flower thrips) is the source of this 1051-nucleotide messenger RNA. RefSeq lists its product as uncharacterized. The transcript has 5 exons. Lineage: Eukaryota; Metazoa; Arthropoda; Insecta; Thysanoptera; Thripidae. The annotation marks the transcript as partial. The record is from RefSeq and is a predicted model, not a curated record.